Galeopterus variegatus (Sunda flying lemur) is the source of this 1256-nucleotide messenger RNA. It is a transcript of the gene TMOD3, whose product is annotated as tropomodulin 3 (ubiquitous). The transcript is spliced from 7 exons. Gene Ontology annotation, cellular component: myofibril; striated muscle thin filament. The annotation marks the transcript as partial. NCBI's taxonomy places the organism in Eukaryota, Metazoa, Chordata, Mammalia, Dermoptera, Cynocephalidae. Gene Ontology annotation, biological process: pointed-end actin filament capping; myofibril assembly; muscle contraction. Gene Ontology annotation, molecular function: tropomyosin binding. The record is from RefSeq and is a predicted model, not a curated record.
GGAAAAUAUUCAUCCCCAAACAGAAACCUGUACAGACUUUUACAGAAGAAAAAGUAUCUCUUGAUCCAGAAUUAGAAGAAGCUUUGACAGGUGCUUCUGAUACAGAACUGUGUGACCUCGCAGCUAUUCUUGGGAUGCACAAUUUGAUAACAAAUACACAAUUCUGUAAUAUGGUGGGAAGUAGUAAUGGUGUCGACCAAGAACAUUUUUCAAAUGUGGUAAAAGGUGAAAAGAUUAUUCCAGUAUUUGAUGAGCCACCAAAUCCAACCAACGUUGAAGAGAGUUUAAAGAGAAUUAAAGAAAAUGAUGCUCGUCUUAUUGAAGUUAAUUUGAAUAAUAUAAAGAAUAUCCCAAUUCCAACCCUAAAAGAUUUUGCAAAGGCUUUGGAAACUAACACACAUGUGAAAUAUUUCAGCCUUGUGGCCACCCGGAGCAAUGAUCCCAUUGCUGUUGCUUUUGCAGAUAUGCUGAAAGUGAACAAAACUUUGAAGAGCUUAAAUAUGGAGUCCAACUUUAUUACAGGAGCUGGGAUUCUAGCACUGAUUGAUGCUUUAAGAGAUAACGAAACCCUGGCAGAGCUCAAGAUUGACAAUCAGAGGCAGCAGUUGGGGACAGCUGUGGAAUUGGAAAUGGCCAAAAUGCUUGAGGAAAAUACAAAUAUCCUUAAAUUUGGAUAUCAGUUUACACAGCAGGGACCCCGAACCAGGGCAGCUGAUGCUAUAACAAAAAACAACGACUUAGUGCGCAAGAGACGAGUUGAAAGAGACCACCAGUAAAUCUGCCAAGUUCAAACUUUGGAAGACUUCAGAAGACCACUAGGGGCUCAUGUUGGUGAAUCAGAUGUAAAAUUUUCCUGGGUAGAAGGGAAAAGACUGGAAAUUUUUCUUUUUUUUUUUUUUAAACUACAUGCAUCUUUUUUCUAGUUUAAGUUGUUAUCAGUUUCAAAUUGUAAAAUCAAUGAUGAUAUUUUAUAUUUUGAAGUAUUUCUACUUUCUGCUAAAAUUAAUUGUAAUUUAGCUUAUGAAUGAUUUAUAAUGAGUCUUGGACCAAAAAUACAAUUGUAAAAAAAAGUUUUAGAAGUCAUUUAUGUAGAAUAAUUUGAAUGUUUUGAGGACCAAUCUUUUUUAAACAAAAAAGGGACAUUGUUGAUAUCAAAAUUACUAUUGCUUCUUUUAGGUAUAAGACAUUUAAAAGCUUUCUUUACUCCAUGACCUGGAGACCUUUCCAUUUUUUAGAAUACAUGAACUUGUCAAGGG